GGGAUAAGGAUUAUGAUGUAGCAUCAAAUAAAGCCUAACUUACGUGCUGUUACAUGACAGAUCAGACUACAAUUAAUUAAUUGACUCACGUGACAAACGUUGCACGUAAAAUCACAUGUGACAACAAAAACAUGACGUAAGUACGUACAUCCGGCAAUAAUACCGCGUCGGCUCUCACUUUUUUUCAGUUACGACUAACGGAUAGGAGGAACAAGCGCACAAAUAAAUAGUCAAUAAAAAAGACUUUUUAGAACCUCAACUAACAAGACCAUACAAAAAUGAUGAAAAUAACUACGAUAGUGAAUCCCAAACGGGUUUUUGGGCUUGCCCAACUCCGAGCUUUUUCACAAUUAGCUAUAAAACAAAAAGAAGUCACAGAUGACAAGAUGCAGGCAUGGCAAAUACACUGCUAUGGAGGUUUGGACGAGUUAAAAUUGACAAAGGCCAAGAUACCGAUGCUGACGAGACCGUCUGAUGUUUUGAUCAAAGUAGAUGCAGCUAGUGUCAAUCCAAUCGAUGUUGCCAUGAUACGUAGCUAUGGAGCAACGACUCUGAAUCUUUUGCGCAAAACCAAGGGCUGCUGCGAAAACAGGCCCUAUAGUGAUAUCGAGUUCCCGUUGACUUUGGGAAGAGAUUUUGCUGGUACAGUUGUUUCAAAGGGCCAUGGUGUAGAUAAACUUAAGAUCGGAGAUGAAGUUUGGGGAGUCGUGCCAAUUGAACAACAAGGCUGUCAUGCUGAAUUUGUUCUUGUAGAUAGUUCUUUGGUUAAUGUCCGUCCUGCAAAUGUAUCCUACAUAGAGGCAGCAAGUAUUUUGUAUGCUGGACUGACAGCCUGGUCAGCUUUGUGGUACACAGGAGGAAUGUGUUACAAAACUGUUCUUAAACAACAAAAAAAAAGAAUCUUAGUACUUGGAGGCUCAGGAGGUGUAGGAACUUUGGCAAUACAACUCUUGAAAGCAUGGAAUGCUCAAGUCGUCACAACGUGUAGUGCUGAUGCAAUAGAUAUGUUACAAAAUUUAGGUGCAGAUGUAAUUAUAGAUUAUAAAGAAAGUGAUGCCGAUUCAAGAGUUAUUGCAGAAGGACCAUAUGACAUAAUAUUAGACUGCAGUAAUCAAGGGGCAGACACUGUUAAAUUGAAAGGUUACCCUCACAGUAAUUACGUAACAUUAAACUCACCACUGUUAAAAAACAUUGAUGAACAUGGACUACUCUUUGGUUCCAUAAAAAAUCUUGGUGACUUGAUAAAAUACAAUAUUCCAACUAGUGAAAACCAAAGCUUUGUUAAAUGGGGAUUUUUUGUUCCUUCUCCAACUGGCAUCAACGUAAUUCAAGAACUGGCUGAAAAUAAACAGAUAAUUCCAGUAGUGCAAGAGGUGUAUAGUUUUGGAGAACUACCAAAGGCAUAUGAAAAAGUAGGCGAAGGACAUUUGCGAGGAAAGGUCGUUAUUGACAUGAGAUGAAAAUUUAAAAAAUUGUAACAUCUAGUGCUGUAAACAUUAUUUUACUUGAAGAGCCGUCUAAUGUAUUAAUCCUUGUCUAAUUUGUACAAAGUAAUUUAUUUACAAUAAAAUUUUACUUUAUUUUUUACAAUCA
Copidosoma floridanum is the source of this 1593-nucleotide messenger RNA. RefSeq names its product NAD(P)H oxidoreductase RTN4IP1, mitochondrial. Gene Ontology annotation, molecular function: oxidoreductase activity. The record is from RefSeq and is a predicted model, not a curated record. Gene Ontology annotation, cellular component: mitochondrion. NCBI's taxonomy places the organism in Eukaryota, Metazoa, Arthropoda, Insecta, Hymenoptera, Encyrtidae.